GCUGUUGGGGAGCGGGUUGGGCGGGGCGCCGCAAAAAACCGGAAGUAUCUAGUGACAGGCACGGGGAGCAGUUCCGAUGACUGUUCACAACCUGUACCUGUUUGACCGGAAUGGAGUGUGUCUGCACUACAGCGAGUGGCACCGCAAGAAGCAAGCGGGGAUCCCCAAAGAGGAGGAGUACAAGCUGAUGUACGGCAUGCUCUUCUCUAUCCGCUCCUUUGUCAGCAAGAUGUCCCCGCUAGACAUGAAGGACGGCUUCCUGGCCUUCCAAACUAGCCGUUACAAACUUCAUUACUACGAGACACCCACUGGGAUCAAGGUUGUCAUGAAUACUGACUUGGGCGUCGGACCCAUCCGAGAUGUACUGCAUCACAUCUACAGUGCGCUGUACGUGGAGCUGGUGGUGAAGAAUCCCCUGUGCCCGCUGGGCCAGACUGUGCAAAGUGAGCUCUUCCGCUCCCGACUGGACUCCUACGUCCGCUCUCUGCCUUUCUUCUCUGCCCGGGCUGGCUGAAGGAAGCACUCUACCUCACCCGCCAGGAGAAUCGCUGUCUGCCUGGGGCGCUGCCUAACCUGUUUGACGUGAGGGCUCCCACUGCAUGCCCCUCUACCCCCUCAAGCUCCCCAGCAGCCCUCCCAGGACAACAGCCUAAAGCCCUCCCUGGUGCCCUCCCGGCCCAGGCAGGAAGCCCGCAGGAAUCCUCACACCUCCAAACCAGGCCCUCUCCAGUUUUAUCUCCUACCUGAUGCUGCAAAAGUACAGAAUAAACUUUUGGUAACCGUU
Messenger RNA from Panthera uncia (snow leopard), 784 nucleotides. It is a transcript of the gene TRAPPC1, whose product is annotated as trafficking protein particle complex subunit 1. The coding region runs from base 77 to 514 and encodes 145 amino acids. The record is from RefSeq and is a predicted model, not a curated record. Gene Ontology annotation, cellular component: TRAPP complex. The transcript is spliced from 5 exons. Lineage: Eukaryota; Metazoa; Chordata; Mammalia; Carnivora; Felidae. Gene Ontology annotation, biological process: endoplasmic reticulum to Golgi vesicle-mediated transport.